Molecule: messenger RNA, 2907 nt
Organism: Hemicordylus capensis (graceful crag lizard)
Lineage: Eukaryota; Metazoa; Chordata; Lepidosauria; Squamata; Cordylidae
Gene: NOM1
Product: nucleolar protein with MIF4G domain 1
Exons: 11
Coding region: 79-2673 (864 amino acids)
Biological process (GO): ribosomal small subunit biogenesis
Cellular component (GO): nucleolus
Molecular function (GO): RNA binding; protein binding
Source: RefSeq, a predicted model, not a curated record
CCCCCCGCCAAUUUUUUCCAAGAUGGCGGCGCCCAUGAAGCGCAACGCGUGAGUAGAAAGGCCUGGUCUGCGAGCACCAUGAAGCAAGCGGCCUCUUCCUCCUUUUUAUCGCCCGGGAAUGGCCGGGGCCAGACUAGGAGACGAGAGAGGCAACGGCGGCAGAAGCAGCAACAGCAGGCUGGGAAGCUGCAGAAACUGGGGUUGGCUGUGCGGGAGUUCGUGGAGGCCGCGGCUGGAUCCGAAGGCGGCGGCGGCGGCGGCGGCGGCGGCCUCCAGACCCCACCCGGAGCACGACCGCAGCAACAGCCGGUGGCGGCAGCAGCUUUGAGCAACCGGAGGAACCGCCGGGAGCUGAGGCGGGAGAAGCGCAAGUUGAAGCGGGGCCGCCGCCGCCUCCUCCUGAACGGCAGAGAGGUGGCCGAGGAGAAGCACAAGCCUCGGCCGCCCUGCGGGGCUCCGGCAGCCCCCGCCAAGAAGCAGCAGCAGCCGCCGAAGAAGGAAGAAAGGCCGCCGGGCCCGGAGGAAAAGAGGCACCUCGUGUCCGCCGCAGCCAGGCGAGAGCCGCCCGCACUGGCCACUUCAACCUCCUCAGCGCGCAAACGCGCCCUGCUAGCGGCCAACGAGGCUGAGGAGCGGGAGAUCCGGCGGCUGGAGAGGCAGCUGGGCCUCCGCAAGCGCCGAAAGAAGAAGCAGCAGCAGCAGCAAGGGCAGCGGGAGGAGGCGGCCCUGCCGCAGAGCUUCGUCAGGGACGGGCUGGGCUACGUGCUGGGAGCCCUGGAGUCAGGGGCUACCCUCUCCGGCCUGUACGAGAGCAGUGAGGAGGAGGAGGAGGGGAAAGUGGAGGAGACCUCCGAGGAGGAGGGACUGACCCUGAUCCAUGGAGGAGAGGAGAGAGUGAGUGAGGAAAAUGAGGAGGAGGAGGAAGACCUGGUUAUGGAAGAAGAUCCAGGAAGCUCAGAAGAAUCCAGUGUGGAGGGAGAAGAAGCAGCUGCUGGAGAAGAAACCAUUCCCCAAGAUUUCAGAAACUCAGGGGCUGGGGCCAAGGAACCCAGGCCUCCCAUAGAGGAGGAGGAGGGUCUUUGCCCUGGUCCUACAAAGUAUGUCCCCCCUCAGCUGCGAAGGUCCGAAGAGACAAUAGACGCCAAAAAGAGGGAAGAAUUAGAAAGACUGAAGAAAACAUUGAAAGGACUAAUUAAUAGGUUGAGUGAACCAAAUUUAGCCUCCAUAAGUGGGCAGUUGGAGGACCUCUAUAUGGCAAACAGUAGGAAAGAUAUGAAUGAUACGCUAACAAAUAUUCUUAUAAGUGCCUGUGUUACAGCAUCAACAAUGCCUUCCAGACUGGUAAUGGAACAUGUUGUUUUGAUUGGCAUUCUUCAUCGUACAGUGGGAAUUGAGGUUGGAGCUCACUUUUUGGAAACUGUGGUGAGGAAAUUUGAUGACGUCUACAACAGUGAGGUUGAAGGGAAAGAAUGUGAGAAUCUGCUUACCUUAAUUGCCCAUUUGUAUAACUUCUACAUAGUGCAUUCAUUGCUGAUCUUUGACAUCUUAAAGAAGCUGGUUAGCACUUUUUCUGAAAAGGAUAUUGAACUAAUUCUGCUGCUGCUGAAAAAUGUGGGUUUCUCCUUGAGGAAAGAUGAUGCUCUGGCACUAAAAGAGCUUAUCACUGAGGCCCAGAAAAAAGCAAACGCAGUAGGGAAGCAAUUCCAGGACCAGUCAAGGGUUUGCUUUAUGUUGGAGACUAUGUUGGCACUAAAAAAUAAUGACAUGAGGAAAAUCCCUGGUUAUGAUCCAGAGCCAGUUGAGAAACUACAGAAGCUGCAAAGAACACUGAUUCAUGGCAGUGGUACUGGAAAAGAGUCUCAGCUCCGGGUGUCAUUGGAAUGUCUCCUCAGUGCUGAUCAGGUCGGUCGUUGGUGGAUUGUUGGAUCCUCUUGGAGUGGAGCUCCAAUGAUUGACAGCACCAGCAACAAAAUUAAACAAAUACUACCUAUAGGGAAGAUGAGUUCAAAGAUAAUGGAGCUUGCUCGUAAGCAGAGAAUGAACACAGACAUCAGAAAGAAUAUAUUUUGUAUCUUGAUGACCAGUGAAGAUUUUUUGGAUGCCUUUGAGAAACUUUUAAAGCUUAGACUUAAAGAUCAGCAGGAGAGAGAGAUUGUCCAUGUCCUCGUAGACUGUUGUCUGCAGGAGAAGACUUAUAACCCCUUCUAUGCGUUCUUGUCUGCCAAAUUCUGUGAAUAUGAAAGGCGAUUCCAGAUGACAUUCCAGUUCAGCAUGUGGGACAAAAUCAGAGAUCUGGAAAACCUGUCCACUACUGCUUUCUCAAACUUGGUUAAUCUCUUGGCUCAUCUGUUAAAGACUAAAUCCGUCUCCCUCUCUGUGUUCAAGGUAAUUGAAUUCAGUGAACUAGACAAGCCAAAAGUCCACUUCUUACGACAAGUGCUAUCUGUACUAUUCCUAACAACAGACCCAGAAGAGCUCAUUCACAUCUUUGGAAAGUUGGCUGACAAUCCCAAGCUGGGAAUGCUAUAUGAAGGCUUGAAGCUUUUCCUCACUCACUUCUUGCUGAAGAAUAUUCAAGCUCACAAAAGUGUUGAAAAAGCUACUCUGCUAAAAGAGAGAAUUGAACUAGUAAAUAAAUCCUUAAAAUCAAAAGAAUCAAGAUUAAAAUUGUAGUAUCCAAAUGAUCAGACCCGCCACCUGUGUGGGAAAUGAGGACUUAACAUUCUAUUCAUAUGUUUUGAAUCACCUUUUUUAGCAGACAAAAGACUUUAUGUUCUUACUUCCAACACAAGAAUAUGGAACUAGAUUCAGUUUGAUAUUCAAACUUCCUUGUAUUUAUUUUAAAAAUCUGCCCAUAUUUGAAUCCUGGUGCUGAUGGCUGAAAUAAAGAUUUUUGUUAUUCUUCAA